Messenger RNA from Penicillium olsonii, 3246 nucleotides. The record is from the annotation of a GenBank genome assembly. NCBI's taxonomy places the organism in Eukaryota, Fungi, Ascomycota, Eurotiomycetes, Eurotiales, Aspergillaceae.
AUGUCGACGGAUUCGGAGUCGGAUUACUUUGACGAUGACGACUUUGUAGUGCCCUCAACCCCGGGUGGACAUCCCCGGCCUUCGAAACGCCGCCGCGUGGAAACUGAACGAGAUGAAGACGGCUCUUCGAUUGAUUCAUUCUCGGAUGAUGAUUUGCCAGCGCAGCGACGAGAUUCACCUAUCCGUUUUCAAGAUCACCCAGGCCGCUCCAAGAACAAGAGUUGUGUAUUGAACAACGCCCGGGUCGAGAAUGAAAUGUUCGUCACCCAACUCACACAGCCAUCUUCGAGCCCCGAACGAAUACGAGGCCCGCGAUGGCAGAAGCCCAGCGCCAAACCCCCUCCGCCGAAAUUCGACCAACCCUCCGGACAAGGUGGUGGACAGAGAGCACAAGAUCCCCAGGAUGACGAUGGGAUGAGGGCCGCGAUCGCAGCUUCCUUAAAUUCAUUCGAGGAAGAGCAGACCAACAGAGGAAGCUUCCAACAGCGGGGCACCUCAAGCGGUGAUCUGUCGAGACAUGCAUUCAACCAACCGGCACAGGUGGAUGACCUGGCGGAUGAUCCGUUUGACCUUGCGAAUAUACCCGAUGGUGCAUUUGAUUCUUCCCCGUCAUCGUCACCAAUAGCAAGACCAGCACAGCCUGCUCCUCCUUCGCAGAUAAGCCAGCCUAGAGCUCCAAUUCGACAGCCACCUUUAAGACAAAGUACACUUUACGGCAUGAUCGCGGCAGAUCCAGAACCCUCAGAAGCACAGCAAGACGUGGGCCCUCCCCAGAAAGCCGAGCCACCCACGCAUCACAAACUUGUGAAAAGUGCCAUGGACACAUGGAUCUUUCCUACAAAUUUGGGCAAGACCAGAGACUAUCAAUUUAAUAUCACCCAGGCAGGUCUAUUUCGCAACUUACUCGUGGCUCUGCCGACUGGUCUGGGAAAGACAUUCAUUGCUGCCACCAUCAUGCUCAACUGGUUUCGCUGGACAGAAGACUCGCAAAUCAUAUUUGUCGCGCCCACAAAGCCCUUGGUCUCCCAGCAAGUAUCUGCUUGUCUCGAUAUCGCAGGAAUACCACGCUCGGCAUCAACUAUGCUCACAGGAGGUGCAUCGCCAGGGAUUCGUGCCGAAGAGUGGAAAGCGAAGAGAGUAUUCUUCAUGACGCCUCAAACUCUGAUCAACGACUUGAAGACCGGAAUCGCUGACCCAAAGCGAAUUGUCUUGUUGGUCGUUGACGAAGCCCACCGUGCGACAGGCGCAUACGCAUAUGUUGAGGUUGUCAAAUUUCUUCGGCGUUUCAACAACAGCUUUCGUGUUCUGGCCCUUACUGCGACUCCGGGAUCAACAGUUGAAUCCGUCCAAGAGGUCAUCGAUGGUCUGGACAUCGCACGCGUUGAGAUCCGCACGGAAAACUCAAUAGACAUUCGCGACUAUGUCUAUGACCGCAACAUCGAAACUGAAACAUUUGAGAACUCGGACGAAAUGAUCUUUUGUAUGGACCUCAUGUCUGCGGCUUUGAAACCCCUACUCGAUCAACUCCAUACCCUUAAUGCAUACUGGGGACGAGACCCCAUGGGGCUCACUGCAUUUGGUCUUACAAAAGCAAGACAACAGUGGAUGCUAUCUGACGCUGGCCGGAAUGCCAAUUUUGGCCUCAAGGGCAAGGUGAACGCCAUAUUCACGGUCCUUGCUAGCUUGGCCCAUGCAAUCGAUCUGUUAAAGUACCAUGGAAUCGUGCCCUUCUACCGGCAUAUCCUUCAUUUCAAGUCCGGAAUGGAGGGACAGAAGGGCGGAGGCGGCAAAUACCAAAAGCAAGUUGUGCAGCAUGAGAGCUUCAAAAAACUGAUGGGCCACGUUGAUCCUUGGAGCAAAAACCCUGAAUUUAUUGGCCAUCCAAAGCUGGAAUAUCUGAAGUCAGUCAUCCUGAACCACUUCAUGGACAGGGGUGAAGGCAAGGAGACCACCGAAGGAACCACCCAACCUGCAACACGCGUUAUGAUAUUUGUUCAUUUCCGUGACAGCGCCGAAGAGGUCACCAGAGUGCUCAAAAGAUAUGAGCCCAUGAUCCGACCCCAUGUUUUUGUGGGUCAGUCCAGCGCCAAAGGCUCUGAGGGCAUGGAUCAAAAGACUCAACUGCAAAUCAUUGAGAAUUUCAAGAAGGGAACGUUCAACACAAUUGUUGCUACCUCGAUUGGUGAAGAAGGAUUGGAUAUUGGAGAAGUUGAUCUCAUUGUGUGUUACGACUCGUCCGCUUCGCCCAUUCGAAUGCUGCAGCGUAUGGGUCGAACAGGUCGUAAGCGGGCUGGUAACAUUACUCUGUUGUUGAUGAAAGGCAAAGAAGAAGACUCUUUCAUCAAGGCGAAAGAUAACUACGAAAAGAUGCAACAAAUGAUCGCCAGUGGAUCGCGGUUUACAUUCCACCACGACCGCUCCGCCCGUAUCUUGCCUGCAGGCAUACGUCCAGUGCCGGAUAAGCGACAAAUUGACAUCCCUCCGGAGAAUUCACAACAAGAACUCCCUGAGCCCAAACGCAGGGGAAGAGCACCAAAGCGACCACCAAAGGUUUUCCACAUGCCAGAUGGCGUGGAAACUGGAUUCACUCGAGCCUCAACCUUGGAUGGGGACAAGUCCAAGAAAGCCGCGCCCAAGAAGACUGCACCCAAGAAAGCUGCCGUUUCUCAAAAGCGAGCCCGAACACCUACACCUGAGCCGGUCGAGGUUCCAUCUCUCGACGAUGUAAUUCUCAGCGCGGACGCGCAAAAAGACCUAGAAAGGUUUUACCAGAACGUCGGCGACACAUCUCCGCAAAUCAUUCGAUUUCCUCGCAAUGAUGCUUUUCCAAACUUACAACUUGCCCAAAGGCCUACGGCUAAUGUCGCGCAUGGUUCGCACACACGGCGCAUGGUAGCUGCAUUGAAAAAGAUGGACCAGACCGAUGCUAGCUGUGAUCGUCAAUUCAAGGACAUCCUCGCUCGCGAACCCCCAGCCUCGGAUAAAUCUAGCCUCUUAUACGAAGAGCCUGCAAAGAAGCCACGAGGUGUGGCCAGACAACCGAAAACACCUUCCAAACCAAGUAUUAAACACAUACCAGCGCAAGACCCUGCGAACCCUGCUGGCGGGGAGGUCCAUUCGCUAUUGCCUCCUGCCCCUGAACGAAGGACCAUGGGUUUUGGCCUGGACGAUGAUUUUGACGACGAUUUUGAUCUUGAUAUGCUUGAUCCCAGCGAGUUGUUCAGCAGUGCUCGCAAGAAACUGUGA